Molecule: messenger RNA, 867 nt
Organism: Colletotrichum paranaense
Lineage: Eukaryota; Fungi; Ascomycota; Sordariomycetes; Glomerellales; Glomerellaceae
Exons: 4
Coding region: 1-867 (288 amino acids)
Source: RefSeq, a predicted model, not a curated record
AUGUCUUCAUAUGAGAAGGUCGCGCAGCCCGAGGCGUACCCGUUGAAGAGGACUGCUCAUUGUCCGAAUAAUGAUCUUCCAGUCCUCAUAUAUCGUGAUGUUCUCCAGCCACUUAACGAGGAGAGCGCAUCAGAAAGACUUCAACGUCACGGCUGGGAGAAGAAGGGAACUUGGGGGACUAUCAGUCUGAAGCACUUUCACCCAAACACUCACGAGUGCGUCUUUCAAGGCAGUUCCGAGCUAGUCUUUGGCGAAGGGGUUUCGGAUGACGUCGGCAGCGGAGUACGAUGUAUAGUGCGAGCCGGCGAUGUCGUCGUCGUCCCAGCAGGCGUAGGGCAUGCCUCUGUCUCAAAGGCGGAGGGAGCAGCGGACCCUGUUGAGGGAGAGCCUGAGUAUCGAUAUGUUGGAGUGUAUCCCAAAGGUUCACCUCAUUAUAAAUACGAAAUCGGCAAGAAGAAGUUGGAGGAGAAGAGCGGGCUGAUAGAAGAGGUUUCUGCUGUUCCCGUACCGCCCAAUGAUCCCUUAUAUGGGAUUGAUGGGCCCAACGGCUAUGAGUCUCAGUCAGUCGUGAAUCGGCGGUAUCAGGGCCUGACCCUGUCCUCAACGAGCACCACUCUCCCAGUUGCCGGUGGAAGAGGUCGCCCGCAUAUGUUCAACUUCGUCCUUGCAAGCGCGAAUUCCCUGUCAUGCUGCGGGAUGUGUCUCGCACGACUAAUUUCUUCGCCUGCCCAUGACUCUGCUGCGGCUGGCGUUGUUGCGGGGCGCAUCAUCUUGGACCGCAGAGCCCUGAAGCAGGCUUUGCGAACCUCUGGAUACCCAACGCGGCGGGCAUUUGUCGAAAAGCUCGGCAUCUGUGGUUCAAUUUAA